Limulus polyphemus (Atlantic horseshoe crab) is the source of this 3550-nucleotide messenger RNA. RefSeq lists its product as uncharacterized. Lineage: Eukaryota; Metazoa; Arthropoda; Merostomata; Xiphosura; Limulidae. Gene Ontology annotation, molecular function: actin filament binding. Gene Ontology annotation, biological process: actin filament organization. Bases 152 to 2656 code for a protein of 834 amino acids. The transcript has 8 exons. The record is from RefSeq and is a predicted model, not a curated record. Gene Ontology annotation, cellular component: apical junction complex; adherens junction; cortical actin cytoskeleton.
CACUGUCGUCUUCACAAGUCUUUGACAAAACACGACCUUUCACGUGUUUUAUUAACAAAGCAGUGGUAAGAUGUGUUGCUGUGGGCAAAAGGCUCAUAAGUGACAACAAGAUACCUGACGUUUUACUCGUUUCCUUGUGACCGACACCGUCAUGUUUUUACUGUCACUCUAUGCUGUGGCUGUCACUCUGGGUGUGUGUAUUUACUGGUUCCUGCAUAAUGGCCCAGGACGGAGACUACGGGUGCUUCACCAGGCUAUCCAAGGGGCUCAGGACUCCAAGCAGAUACCACCUAUUAACGGAGGUCCCUCGGACAGUACCACCUACUUCCGUUCGUACAAGUCACCUCGAAAAGCUCAAGUUAAAGAAAUUCACCACUCCAAUGAAACUGCUACUGUUAAAGUAAUUACUCCAGAUGGCGUCACUUUAGUAGAGACAGUCGACCGCAGCGACACUUCACGGGAAGAUAAUAAAUUACAGCCGCCACCUAGAAUCCCACCUCGUCGAGUCAAUAAACCACCAUUCCAACCUCACCAACGGCCUACUAGACCACCACCACCACCACCACCUAUCCUCGAGGUGGAAAAUAGAAGAACCCAUGAAAACGAUGAUAUAGAGUUAUGUCAUAUUCAUAAAGAGGCAAUCUCAUGUUCCAGUACCACACAUGUGCAGAAAGAAUCCGAUCACAGACUGCUUGUUAGAAUAGAGGAUUCCUCAAAAUGCUCCAGCCCUGACUUACCUCUUCCGCCACCACCAAACACAACAGACACUGAAGUCAUCAAUUGUGAUGAUCCUCUCCCUCCACCCCCUUACCCGCAAGAAGUGGAACUACCUACCAAAGUGUUGCCUCAGUCAUUAAUUGUUUAUCCAAAAAACUCGUACAUGUCAUACAGGAGUGAGCGGAAGCUAGGAAGACAGGGGUUUGAUGGUAACUACUGGAGAUCAUCUUCAAAGUCUGGGUCUCUUGACCUGUCGUAUCCAGUCUCCAAAGCCUCACAGGAUGGCCAAAUUCGAGUCUCUCCGGCUUCAUGGGAAAAGCUCCACAAUAUUAGAAAGCAAGGCACUACUCUUAUAUUUCACUCGAACUCCAUUCGGGGACGAACUUGGUCAGAUAGCCGAUGUCUCGUUGAUCGAGGAUCACCAAGUUCAAGCUCUGACCAUAAGUUUCCCGUGACACCAGAUCCAUCCUUUCAGCCUGAAAACAUUCCUGGAGAUAACCAACCAAGGACCACAGUUUCUAUCAACGAAAAUUCCUCAGUCGGUCACGAUUCUCAAUGUCAAAGUGCUAGUCAUGGUUGUUCUUCUCCAUUAAAGAAGUUAAUAUUAUCCCACUCAUUAAACCAAACAGAUAUUCAGAACAGCGACUCUUUGGUAACUAAUCGUGAAGUCCCUUUUCAAUAUGAACCAGAAGUAAACAUUCAUUGUACUAAACUUCUCCAAGAAAAAUUAAUAGAGAGUCAUAAUUCUAUUCUAAACGGUCAGCAUGCUGGAGUACCUACCUUGCAUUACCCUGAACAAAAAGAAACAACAAUGGUUGAUGAAAGAUAUUCUCAAGAAGCUUCACACCGGUCAACUUUAGUGCAGCAAAAUAAUACAAAUGAUCAUCAGGGUCAACAGAUAAACAAUGAAAGCAACAGGGAGUUGAUAGUAAAAAGAAUAAGUAGUGCAACCCAGACCACAGACACACCAAGACUUGGACGUAAAUAUAAAACGAGAGAAGAAAUAGAAUGUGAAAGGUUGUCAAAGGAUUUUGUCAACCACUGUAAUGACAUCAUGCUUAAAAACUUACUCGUUCCAGCACCAAAUCACAAGACCAUAUCUGAUUACAUGGAAGGACUUUUUAAUCUAGAGCUGGAGAGAGGUGGACAGCCGACAAGGAAAACGUCCUCAAUUCAAGAUGAAAUGGUCAAUCAGACUUCCUCUUCCUGUAUAUCACAUACGUCGGGCAGAGAAGGAAAUGAGUUAUCCCUUAACAGUGCCUCUUUUACCACAUCUGAAUCCAAAGCUAAACUCUUGAUUGGAUACAUUCAAGAGACAGGCCUUGAUGACUGGUCUUCGGAUAACGAAUUAAGCAUCAAAAAGGCAGAAUUAAUAGCUAGUAUAGACCGGAAACUGGAAUGCCUUCGAUUAGAGCACACUGCCCUUCGGGAAGAAAUGGUCCAGAACGAGGUUCUUGGAAAAGAAGUGACGUCACGAGUAGAACAGUUGGUUAAACCGAACGAAUUUGAAAAAUAUCGACUACACAUUGAAGAACUUGAGAAAAUAAUCAAUUUGUUGCUGUCAUUGUCAGGAAGGCUUGCACGAGCUCAGAACGCCCUUUUUUCUUUAUCUAUAGAAGCUGGAGAGGAAGAAAAGAGAAUUCUUCAAGAAAAGUACGACAAACUGGUUGGACAACACGAAGAAGCUCGACGGCUAAAAGAAAGUAUUGACAAACGCAGCCACCAGGUGUCGACAUUUCUUCAUCGCUAUUUAUCUAGUGAGGAAUACGCUGAUUACGAUCAUUUCGUGAAAAUGAAAUCCAAGCUUCUAAUGGACGCUCGGAAGAUAAGUGAGAAGAUUAAACUUGGCGAGGAACAACUCGCAGCGCUACAGAAUAAUGUGAACUUUGAAAUUUGGAAACAAGCUCAGACAAAGACGCAAGUUUUACCUGGGACCUAAGACUUUUGAACUACCGCAUGUAAUUAAGAUUGUACAGUAGUGGUCUUACUAUUUGGCUUCGAUUCUGCGGGUUACAGGAUUGCCAAACAUCAAUCACAACAGCGCCAUCUGGUUGAUUGUGCUGAUCAACAUGAAGUACGGCUUGUUUGUUUUGUUUUUAUUUCUUUCAUUUCCCGACGAAUAUCUUUCUUUGAAGACCUUGAGAUAUGAAAGUUAUUAGCAAUUGGUGAUUCUGAUUUUCAAAUAUAAUUUGCUUGAAGUAAAAAUGAAAGUUUUUAAAUUAUUUAAUAAACAAUUGGUUUAAAGUAACGUGUGAAAAGUUUCAAGAGGAUAGAUAUCUUGGUCCUGUUAAUUUAUUCAUUUUUCUCGCGUCUAAUUUACUGACCAGGAAUCUUUAGUCGUCAUCGUCGUAUUGUUAACGUCACUUACUAUCUGAGCGUUACUUGGUAAAAAUCAGUAACAUAAUCACACUUCACGAAUGAUAUGAAAUAAAGGUUGUUUUUUUUUAAUUGAAUUUCUUAUUGUUUUUAACGUUGCUUGUAACUUCUCAAAGACCGUUAAAAACUUUAGGAAAGAAAAACGAAGUGUUUAACAGAAGUUUGAGAAGACACUAUAUUGUGUAACCCAGAGGGUCGUAAGGUGACCACAAUCAGUAUUUUUGUAGAAUGGGCAAGUAUAUAGUGCCAGUGAAGGCAUAUCAUGUUAUCAGAUAUUAUUGUUGUUUUUUGUGUGUAACUAAGCCUUGGCUUUGCCAUAUAUGUUUAUCUAGAAACUUUAGGAAAAUAAAAAUGUUCCUUUUGUCUUGUCGAGUGAAGAGUAAAGUUAAGCACCCCUCCAGAGGACAUGUAAUUUGUGAUAUAUAUGCUUGUAGACAUAAAUAAAUAUUAAAAACGA